Molecule: messenger RNA, 1730 nt
Organism: Chrysochloris asiatica (Cape golden mole)
Lineage: Eukaryota; Metazoa; Chordata; Mammalia; Afrosoricida; Chrysochloridae
Gene: TYR
Product: tyrosinase
Exons: 5
Coding region: 76-1668 (530 amino acids)
Biological process (GO): pigmentation; melanin biosynthetic process
Molecular function (GO): tyrosinase activity
Source: RefSeq, a predicted model, not a curated record
UCAGUGUCGGGGUAGCUGGAAAGAGAAGUCUCUAACUAACCAGCUCAGACAAGCCUUGUGAGGACCCAAGGAAGAAUGUACCUGGUUCUUUUGUACUGCCUACUGUGCAGUUUUCAGAUGUCAGUUGGCCAUUUCCCUCGAGCCUGUGUGUCCUCCAAGAACUUAAUAGAGAAGGAAUGCUGCCCACCAUGGAGUGGGGAUGGGAGUCCCUGUGGCCAGCUUUCAGGUAGGGGUUCCUGUCAGGAUGUUCUGCUGUCCAAUGCACCAUUUGGGCCCCAAUUCCCCUUCACAGGGGUAGAUGACCGGGAGUCUUGGCCAUCUGUCUUUUAUAAUAGGACUUGCCAGUGUUCUGACAACUUCAUGGGAUUUGACUGUGGAAAUUGCAGGUUUGGCUUUUCGGGACCAAACUGCACUGAAAAAAGGCUAUUGGUAAGAAGAAACAUCUUUGAUUUGAGUGUUUUAGAGAAGGACAAAUUCCUCGCCUACCUCACUUUAGCGAAACAUACUACCAGUCCAGACUACGUUAUUCCCACAGGAACCUAUGGCCAAAUGAACAAUGGAUUGACGCCCAUGUUUAGCGACAUCAACAUUUAUGAUCUCUUCGUCUGGAUGCAUUAUUAUGUGUCCAGAGACACACUGCUCGGGGGAAACGAAAUCUGGAGCAACAUUGAUUUUGCUCAUGAAGCACCUGGCUUCCUGCCUUGGCACAGACUAUUCUUGCUGCUGUGGGAAAAUGAAAUCCAGAAGCUGACAGGGGAUGAGAACUUCACUAUUCCCUACUGGGAUUGGCGGGAUGCAGAAGACUGUGAUGUUUGCACAGAUGACUAUAUGGGAGGUCGCCACCCAGAAAACGCUAAUCUGCUCAGCCCAGGAUCCUUCUUCUCUUCUUGGCAGAUCAUCUGCAGUCGCAUAGAGGAGUACAACAGCCUUCAGGCUUUAUGCAAUGGGACACCUGAGGGACCAUUACUGCGUAAUCCUGGAAACCAUGACAAAGCCAGGACACCAAGGCUCCCCUCCUCAUCUGAUGUGGAAUUUUGUCUGAGUUUGACCCAAUAUGAAUCUGGAUCCAUGGAUAGAACUGCUAAUUUCAGCUUUAGAAACACACUGGAAGGAUUUGCUAGUCCACUUACAGGGAUAGCAGAUACUUCUCAAAGCAGCAUGCACAAUGCCUUGCACAUCUAUAUGAAUGGAACGAUGUCCCAGGUACAAGGAUCUGCCAAUGAUCCCAUCUUUCUUCUUCAUCAUGCAUUUGUUGAUAGUAUAUUUGAACAGUGGCUCCGAAGGUACCGUCCUCUUCAAGAAGUUUAUCCAGAAGCCAAUGCUCCUAUUGGACAUAACCGGGAAUCCUACAUGGUCCCAUUUAUACCUCUCUACAGAAAUGGUGAUUUCUUUAUUUCAUCCAGAGAUCUGGGCUAUGACUAUAGCUACCUACAAGAUUCAGACCCAGACUCCUUUCAAGACUACAUUAAAUCCUACUUGGAACAAGCCAGUCAGAUCUGGCGAUGGCUCCUUAGUGCAGCUGUGGUAGGGGCUGUUUUGGCUGCUGUGCUCGGAGGGCUCCUCAGUCUGCUGUGUCGUUGCAGGAGAAAGCAGCUCCCUGAAGAAAGGCAGCCCCUCCUCACGGAAAAAGAGGAAUAUCACAGCUUGUUGUCCCAGAGCCAUUUAUAAAAGGCUCAGCAACAGAGUAGGGCAUAAGAGCCUGAUCUUAUUUUAACUCAAAGUGAUGUUCA